CUUAUUUAAACCUUGAUAAAACCUGCUGUUCCUCUUCAAAUAAUGAAUAAACCAUGGUCCAUUGCUGUAGGCUGGACAAGUUUAACACUUGCUGCUGGAAUAGCUUAUUAUUUUGCAAAGAAGGAUAUCAAGGCAAGACAUAGAGAGCGGAUAAUGGGGGGAGAAGAUAAGCUAAAAUUAGGAGAUAAUUUAAAAAGAAAUACAGUAAAUAGCGAAAUUAAAGGGAAUAUAAGGGAGAAUAAUAAAGCUCGAGAAGAAGGGUGUAAAGAAGGGUGUAAAGAAGGGUAUAAAGAAGAAUAUAAAUAAAUAAAAAUAAGUAAAAAUAAGUAAAAAUAAGUAAA
Messenger RNA from Pneumocystis carinii B80, 341 nucleotides. RefSeq lists its product as hypothetical. The transcript is spliced from 3 exons. The coding region runs from base 43 to 306 and encodes 87 amino acids. Lineage: Eukaryota; Fungi; Ascomycota; Pneumocystomycetes; Pneumocystales; Pneumocystaceae. The record is from RefSeq and is a predicted model, not a curated record.